GUAUAAGAGUCACCGUAGUGCCAAUCGUGAGCAUCACAACUCGUCCAGACAUGACACAGUUUCGGAAAGUCGUCGGCCUCCUGGCCCUUCUCGCCCUUGUCUCUGCACAAGACAAUCCGCGCUUCAGGCGCUUCGCUUACGCUCCAAGCGGCCCAGCCGUAGCUAGCAGCUCCUCAAGUUCCUCAUCGAGCUCGUCGUCCAGUGCCUUAGGAGGUUCUGGAACCCAUACCAAGACCAAUACUCAUUCCACUGGUGGGGCUACGGCUGACGCUUCAGCUACGGCUCUUGGCGCUGGUGACAGUUUUGUCUUCGCCGACGGUGCUGGUGCUAAUAAUGGCUUUUACGGCGGUGGUGUUGGCGGAUACAACGGAGGUGGUGCCAGCGGGUACCACGGAAAUGGUGGAAGUGGCUAUCAUGGACAAGGUGGAAGUGGUUAUCACGGACAAGGUGGAUACGGUGGCAGUGGCGGCUACGGAGGAAAUCAUGGUGGCUUAGGAGGUGCAGUUGCCGGUGGAAGUGCAAACGCUGCGGCAAAUGCUAAUGCAGCGGCUAAUGCCAACUCUGGAGCACUUGGCGGUGGUGGAUAUACCGGUGGACAGGGUGGCGGAAUAUACGGUGGAGGCCAUAAUGGUGGCUCAGGUGCUUUUGCAAACGGUGGGUCUGGUGGAUACGGUGGUAGCCAUGGUGGAUCAGGUGGCUUCGGUCAUGGAAAUGUUGGAGGAUAUGGUGGCGGAAACGGUGGUUCUGGAGGUGGUCACUACGGUAGCUACCCGGUUGGAGGUGGUGCUCCAACUGGUCCAGUUCUGGUACCAGGUGGUGGCAGCAGCGGUGGUUCCGGAUCAGCUGUUGCAAACGCAGCUGCUAAUGCGAAUGCAGCUGCAAAUGGUGGAGGGCACAGUGGAGGGGCCCCGAUUGGAGGUAGCCAAGGUGGAGUUGGUUUCGGAGGAGGUCAAGUAGGUGGGACUCAAUUCGGAGGUAGCCAAGGUGGAGUUGGUUUCGGAGGAGGUCAAGGAGGUGGGGCUCAAUUUGGAGGUAGCCAAGGUGGAGUUGGUUUCGGGGGAGGUCAUGGAGGCUAUGGCAGUGGUGGAUACAGAGACCAACACUCGGGAGGCCAUUAUGGUAGUUACCCGGUUGAAGGUGGUGUCCCAACUGGUCCAGUUCUAGUACCAGGUGGUGGCAGCAGCGGUGGUUCUGGAGCAGCUACUGCUAAUGCAGCUGCUAAUGCAAAUGCAGGUGCCAGCGGAGCCGGUCAUGGUGGAGUAAUUUCAGGUGGACCUGCGUACGGUGGUAGCGGUUGCACACAAUGCGGCGGAGUCGGCGGUGCUCAUCCAGUUCAUUUUGGUGAUUCCUACGGAGGAGUGCCACCAAAUUCUGGAUUUGGCGGUGGUGUUGGUGGAGCUAAUGCCAAUGCCAAUGCAGCAGCUUCUGCUAACGCAGCAGCCUCCGCCAAUGCUGGAGCUGGAUCUAGUGGAUUUGGAGGUGGUUUCGGCGGCCCAUACGGGGCAGUGCCAUACAACUCUGGAUUUGGCGGAAGUGGAGCUAAUGCCAACGCCAACGCAGCAGCUUCUGCCAAUGCUGGAGCUGGAAGCGGCAAAUUUGGUGGCCCUGUGAUUUUCUCGCGUAUCAAUGCUGACGACGAGAGUGAGGUCAAGGAGAAAGGUACUGUGGACAAAGUCAAGGGUGUCUACAGCAGUAGCAGCUCCAAGGUUGACAAAGACGGCAAGGGAACGUACGAGGUCUCAGCUGGCAAAAUACCUGCGUAAGUGCCAUUCAUGACUGACAUCUCGGUUUUUUGUACGAGAUCUACGGACCAAAUACAAAAUUGACGUAAAAAUAGCUGUCCCCAUGUAAAAGAGAAAGAGGAAGACGAGUGACACGGCAGCUUUGUUUUCUCUCCAAUUACGUCUUAGCUUUCAAUAUGAUAAAACAAGUUGUCAUGAAUUUGAAUGUGUGUUUUUGUGUGGGUAUAAAUCAUCAUCAGUCAUUAUUACAUGUGUAAAAGUGUAAAAAUAUAAAAUGGAGGAACAAUACUUCCUCUUGCACCUUGUAUUGAAACUUACGCGAGAAGCGUAAAACGCAUAAUUGACAGAACAUUAGAUGGAGAUUUUUUUUAUUAUUAUGCGUUUGAUGUGUAUGCAUUCAAUAAUAUAUCAUUUAGAUGAUCGAGAGCGAGGUCAUUGUUUUGCAUCUGUUUUUUCGAGAUAUUGACAUUUGUAAAUCGAAUCUCAAAAACUCAUCGAGUACCUAAGUUUAUAAGAGAAUCUUUGUGUAAUAUUAAUAAAAAUCAAAGGCACUGAAAAGCAUA
This is a messenger RNA of Copidosoma floridanum, 2305 nucleotides long. RefSeq lists its product as uncharacterized. The record is from RefSeq and is a predicted model, not a curated record. Lineage: Eukaryota; Metazoa; Arthropoda; Insecta; Hymenoptera; Encyrtidae.